Coregonus clupeaformis (lake whitefish) is the source of this 2439-nucleotide messenger RNA. RefSeq names its product immunoglobulin superfamily member 10-like. The record is from RefSeq and is a predicted model, not a curated record. The transcript has 7 exons. Gene Ontology annotation, molecular function: protein binding. The coding region runs from base 1 to 2439 and encodes 812 amino acids. Lineage: Eukaryota; Metazoa; Chordata; Actinopteri; Salmoniformes; Salmonidae.
AUGGGGCACUCUGUUCACAAAGUGGACAUCAGCAAACGGCUCAUCCACACAACGCCAUACACAUUGUCUGCCAUCGUCCCGGAACCAGCGGAUGCCCCAAAUCGUUGCGCGUGCUAUGUUCCCACCGAAGUGCACUGUACCUUCAGAUAUCUGACCGCAAUACCAGGCCAGAUCCAGACGGCUGUGGAAAGAAUUAACUUAGGGUAUAACAGUAUAACUGCAUUGAGGGAGAAUGAUCUGUCUGGGCUGGAGCACCUGGAGCUGCUGAUGCUGCACAGCAACACCAUCCACAGCAUCGCUGACGGGGCCUUUCAAGACCUCAAGUCCUUACAGGUCCUGAAGAUGAGCUACAACAGAGUGAAGGAGAUCAACAGGGACACCUUCCAAGGCCUGGAGGGCCUGGUGCGACUCCACGUUGACCACAACCGCAUCGAGUUCAUCAACCCGGAGGCGUUCUACGGUCUGACCGCGUUACAGCUGGUCCAUCUGGAGGGCAACCUGCUCCAGCAGCUCCACCCGGACACCUUUAUCACGCUGAGGCACAGCCAGGUGUUCAAGGUGUCCUCUGUCAGGAUCAUCCACCUGUCUGACAACCUCCUCACCAGCCUCCCCAAAGACGUCUUUACUGGUUGCUCCCAGCUGGAGAACAUCUAUCUCCAUGGCAACCCAUGGUCCUGCGACUGUCGCAUGGAUUGGUUCCCAGAGUGGGCUGGGAUAAAUACAGGUGUGCUGAAAUGCAAGCGAGACAGGAAGUAUGCCAGAGGUCAGGCCUGCCCCGUCUGUGAGACCCCCUCUCCCACUCGAGGCAGGAGCCUCACCCAGCUUCCCCGUGACGCCUUCACCUGUACCAAGCCCUGGAUCCACCCUCAUCUGAAGCAGAGGAACGUCAGCCUGGACGAGGGGGAUUACACCCCUGUCUCCCCCCGGGACUUCAUCGCCCCCAUCGGAUCCCUGCAGAUGAACCUGACAGAUCAGUUUCACAAUGACGCUAGCCUUACCUGCACGGUCCAGAGACCGUCAGCCAUGGAGAACCUGACUCUAACCCAGGUGGAGGAGGGGGAGAAUAACGUCACCAUGCUCUCCGUCACCGUCUCCACAUGGCUGGUCUGUAAUAUUGACUAUGACCACAUCCAGCAGCUCUGGCGCAUCCUGGCUACGUACAGCGACGUGCCCAUGAGGCUGGAGAGAGGGCUGAUGCUCUCCAGGACCCCAGACAUGAUCUACAAGUACAGCCAGAUCAGACCAAAGGAGGGAAAUAAUGAAAUCCACACAGACAUCGAGGCUGAGAUUAAGGCUUCACCCGCGUGGUUGAUGCAGGGAGAGGUCAACUUUCAGCUGGACCGCACCACGACCACAUUCUCCACCCUGCACAUUAAGUACAGGUCAGAGGUCAACCUGCGUGUUGAGAACAAAGUGUCGCAGAGGAGGGACCGUUACAGCUGGACCAUCAUCAAACGAGACAACCAGACCCAGACUGAGCACGCUGUCCUCAUAGGUGGGGUGGUGGAGCUCAACUGCCAGACCUUUGGGGUGCCAAAGCCUUCUGUAGAGUGGAUCUUAUCGGACGGCAGUAAGGUGCGGGCGCCCUACUCCAGCGAGGACCGCAGGAUAGUGAUCACAGCUGAUGGGAGGCUCACCCUGAGAGGGACAGACACCUCAGACGCUGGGCUCUACCGCUGCAUAGCCACUAACUACCUGGACGCAGACGUGCUCAGCUUCCGGGUCACGGUGCUGUCUCCCGACGUGGAGGAGGAGGAGGUCAACGGGGUCAAGCUCUCACGGCCUCUGGGCCAGAGCCUGGUUUUAGACUGUGGGUCAACAGGCAGCCCUGAUGCCUCGGUCCAGUGGAUUCUACCUGACCACACAGUUCUUGAUAAAUCCUAUGGCAACAGGAAGCUCUAUAGGAAUGGGACUCUAGGAAUAAAAGAUCUGACCUCCAGAGACAAGGGGUUUUACAGGUGUCUCAGUGCUAACCACCUGGGGGUGGACCUGCUGACUUCCCAGGUGACUGUCACUGGGGAGGGGUACAGGAAAGAGACGGUGAUGGAUAGAGAGGGAACCAUCAAGGAGUCAAGGACCAUCACAUCAGACAGGCCGUACCCCAGACUCAGGUCCUCCUCUCAGGGCAGGGGAUCAGGGGGCUCAGGGGGGAGGCGGAGGGGCCCAGCCAGCAGUAGGCGCAUAUGGAGCAACAGGAGGGUCUUUGAUCAAGCCUCCAGGAAAGUAGACCCCCAGAGAUUUGCAGAGUUCAUGAAGAAGGCUCAAGGUGGUUCAACAACAAAGACAGAGAGGGAGAAAGAAAAAGGAGAUUCAGAGCCUGACAUGUCUGGGGACGGGGAUGCUGCUUCUGGGGAGGGGGGCUGUCUCAUGAAGACAGACUCGUUGUUUUACCAAGCAGCGUCAUGCCAACCCCAGAUACUCCAGAUGAAAGUAAGAUGA